UCUCUCCCCUCUUCUUCCCAUCCAGCCUCUUUCACCCGCCCACCAGUUGAUUCCUGCUUAGUUUUAUGCAGCGUUAAGAGCAGAGACGAAACGGGAAAGAAGGCCUAAAUAGUCCCUUUCUCUCAAGAUCUGGUCUUUGGUUGCAGCAGCUUCUAAUUGUACAACUACUAUGCUGCGUUUGACUACUGGGCGCGUGGGAAGUCUCCUGGCCAGGCGCGCGACAGCGGCCCUGACCGGCGGCAGCGCGAGGACGGCGAGCCACGGUCACGAGGUGUCGGAGGCAGCGGACAUGUCUCAGCCAAUGUACUGGGACCGUGCGGACAUCCCGCUGCCUGACAAACCCUACAAAGAUGUUCUGACUGAUGCUGACAAGAGCCUGAAGCAGAAGGAGAAGGGACCCUGGGGUCAGCUGACCAAAGAAGAAAAAAUUGCCCUGUAUCGGCUGUCGUUCUGCCAGACCUUCCCAGAGAUGAAGCAGAAGACGGCAGAGUGGAAGACAGUCAUCGGGGGCGUCUUCUUCUUCCUGGGCUUCACAGGCCUGGUGGUCUGGUGGCAGAGAGUCUAUGUCUACCCUCCACGUCCCAGGACCUUUGAGGACGAGUGGCAGGCCCAGCAGAUAAAGAGGAUGCUGGACAUGAGGGUCAACCCCAUCCAGGGCUUCUCCAACAAGUGGGACUAUGAGAAGGGCCAGUGGAAGUAAAGGGGGCUGGGCAGGGCCUGAGGUAGCACAGUCUGGACCUUUCGCCUCAGAGCAUGGCUCAAUUCCACUCUGGGAAGCUGCUAUUGCUAUUUUGAAUGUUGCAUUAAGUGUCAAAACCACUAGAAAGCUGAAGUUUGUGCACUUUCAGCCUCUCUGGGGGAAUUGUACUGUGUUGCCUCUAGCUCUCCAAUCAGUAUCUUCCUCUGCUGCCACUUCAGCCUUCAGUCACAGGGAGAACUGCCUGUCCUGUUGUAGCCAUAAAAUAAUAAAGUUCAGCUUUUGUCUGUCA
Messenger RNA from Archocentrus centrarchus (flier cichlid), 989 nucleotides. RefSeq names its product cytochrome c oxidase subunit 4I2 (gene cox4i2). The transcript has 5 exons. Gene Ontology annotation, cellular component: respiratory chain complex IV. Gene Ontology annotation, biological process: mitochondrial electron transport, cytochrome c to oxygen. The coding region runs from base 170 to 700 and encodes 176 amino acids. Lineage: Eukaryota; Metazoa; Chordata; Actinopteri; Cichliformes; Cichlidae. The record is from RefSeq and is a predicted model, not a curated record.